Xiphias gladius (swordfish) is the source of this 2282-nucleotide messenger RNA. RefSeq names its product hydroxy-delta-5-steroid dehydrogenase, 3 beta- and steroid delta-isomerase (gene hsd3b7). The coding region runs from base 52 to 1149 and encodes 365 amino acids. Gene Ontology annotation, molecular function: 3-beta-hydroxy-Delta5-steroid dehydrogenase (NAD+) activity. Lineage: Eukaryota; Metazoa; Chordata; Actinopteri; Istiophoriformes; Xiphiidae. The record is from RefSeq and is a predicted model, not a curated record. Gene Ontology annotation, biological process: steroid biosynthetic process. The transcript is spliced from 6 exons.
GUGAAGUGGCGGUUGAAGUCUCGCAGCACCGCAGCCUCGCAGCCUCGCAUUAUGUCUGAAAGCCGGCGGGGUGUGGUGUAUUUGAUCACCGGAGGUUGCGGUUUCCUCGGCAGGCACCUGCUGAGGGUCCUGCUGGAGAAGGAGGACAGACUGGAGGAGGUCCGGGUGUUCGACAAACACACAGACCCCAGUUUAAAUGGACUGAGCACAGAGCGGACAAAGGUGGUGGUCAUUCAGGGGGAUAUCACAGACUACAGCAGUGUGUUAGAGGCCUCUCGUGGGGCUGACGUCGUCAUCCACACAGCCAGCUUGGUGGACGUUUGGCACAGAGUCCCAGAAGCUGUCAUCUACUCGGUCAACGUCACAGGAACGGAGAAUGUGAUCAAUGCCUGUGUGGAGAUUGGUAUCCAGUGCCUGGUCUACACCAGCAGCAUGGAAGUGAUUGGUCCCAACGUCGACGGAGACCCCUUUAUCAGAGGCAAUGAAGACACACCUUACCAUGUGAGACACACUAUGGCCUAUCCGAAGAGCAAGGCAAAGGCAGAGAAAAUUGUGCUUGAAGCUAAUGGCACAAAGUUAAAAGGUGGAAAGUGUUUAUACACAUGCUCUCUGAGGCCGACAGGGAUCUACGGUGAGGGGCAUGAGCUAAUAAAGGACUUCUACAAACUGGGUGUCGAAAGGGGAGGGUUAAUUAUUGGAGGUGUCCCAGCUAGCACCGAACAUGGGCGGGUGUAUGCAGGCAACGUGGCAUGGAUGCAUAUACUUGCUGCCCGAGCCCUGAGAGAGUGCCCACAGACGGUCGGAGGUGAGGCUUUCUUCUGCUACGAUGACUCACCGUACAAGAGCUACGAGGAUUUCAACAUGAUGUUCCUCUCCACAUUUAACUUCCGAAGGGUCCGCAUGCCCGCACUGGUGCUCUGGUUCCUGGCCAUGGUUAAUGACCUGCUCCGCUGGAUACUGAGCCCCGUGUAUAACUACACACCGUUGCUGAACCGUUACACCUUGGCCGUGGCCAGUACCUCCUUCACAGUGGGCACAGACAAAGCUCUACGUUACUUCCAGUACCGCCCCCUGUUUGACUGGGAUCAGUGUCGAGCCCGCACACAGAAAUGGGUUGACACAUUCCCUCUAGAUCUCAAAGACUCAUAAUGUGACCUCAGCUACUCAAGAGCUGCUAUGUAGACACGCGGGACUAUCGACACGUAUGAAAAAAGAAGUCCCCUGCUAUUGGGUGACAAUAUUAAAGAUCGAAUAAAAAAUUCAUUAUUCAACUGCAUAUUAAAAAUAAAGACCUCAGAACUUUGCUGAGUGCUUUUAUGCUAUAUUUUAGUGAGUGUUUUUGCAGUAAUUUUUGUCUGCAAACUCCCAAAAAGGGUGUGUUGUACUACUAACUGAAGAAUAUUCUUAACAAAAAUGCAGUACUCUUCUUACAAUCUUACUGAAAUUUAGUUGUAUUUCAUUUGUCUCAGACACAUACAGUAUUUAGGAUUAGUCAUAAAUUCAGCCUCUACUUACAAAUGUUAUUUAAAAGAAUUUUUCAAAACAGAAUUUCCAAAGACAACCAUGAAAUGGUCUGUAAAAAGAAUACUAAAGGCUGUAGUAAGGGGGAAAAGCAAUACCUAACAUGGAAUUGAAGCUAUGAAAAGGUGACUCUUUAAAAAAAUGGGUUUUAAGAAGUCCCUUUUUUUUUUUUUUUUUAAUAUAACACUGAUUUUUGUCUGUGUAGGCUGGGUACUGUCUGCAAAAGUCAGAGAUUGAUGCAGAUACGCUAGUCUAGCACAGUCUAUACAGAAAACUUAAUGUAUGUGCUUUAUCUGAACAAAUAAUUUUAUUAACAGCCUUGUUAAAGAAGAUAUGAUUUAUUAUUCUAUUUCAUUGCAUUCAGUACUUGGUGGUUGUACCAAAAAAAACAACAAAGGGAUUGUGCCUUUUGUUAAGACUAUGCUUACGUAUUAUAUAUUUCUCCAUUAGAGAUUGUCUAACAUCCGCAUUUGUAGCUAUUUAAAUUAUGACCAAUGUAAACACAAUUUACAAGGAAUUUACUACAUGUAUAUCAACUUUAGAACUGUAUUUUAGUAAUGCAUAUUAUUGAUAUCAGUGUUUUAUGCUGAUAGCCCGAUGACAUUUCAGGGUGUACCCCGCCUCUCACUCGUCCUUCAAAGGAUACGCGGUAUAGCGAAUGGGUGGAUCAAUGUUUAAAUGCUGCAUAAUUUAAAGAAUAUUAAAUGUUUAAAAUUACAUCGCCAGAAUUUUAUCCUGUUUAAUAUGUUAAUUUUUUGUGU